ACCCUAACAGCUCUGUAGAUAACAAGAAAACUCAGCCCCAGAAACCUCGAAGCAGAGCAAUUAGCUAAUGGGCACUCUCCUGAAGUGCAACAAACCUCUCUUCUCCAUCCGAUUUUCUUCGUUUCCCAACUCACUCCGCUCGGUCCAACUCAGGACUCACUCUUUCAAUAACCCAAAACGUAGAAAUCCAAUCCGUCGUUGUUUCAGCUCGUUGAGUCCAUCAUCACAGCCGUUAAUCAAUGGCACAACAUUGGACAAAAUGGACGGCAAUCAACAGCCUGGCAGUCCAUCAUCGGAGCUGUGGCUGCACAAUACGAUGAGUAAAAAGAAAGAAUUGUUUAUGCCCAAAGUUGAAGGUAAAGUGGGGAUGUACGUUUGCGGUGUUACCGCUUACGAUCUCAGCCACAUUGGGCAUGCUCGUGUCUAUGUAACUUUCGAUGUUCUUUACAGAUAUCUUAAGCAUUUGGGCUAUGAAGUUUGCUAUGUUCGGAAUUUCACCGAUGUUGAUGACAAGAUAAUUGCUAGAGCAAAAGAAUUGGCGGAGGAUCCGAUCAGUUUGAGCAGACGAUACUGUGAUGAGUUCAUUCAAGAUAUGGUGCAUCUUCAAUGUCUGCCCCCCUCUGUUGAACCUCGUGUGUCAGAUCACAUGCCUCAUAUCAUUGACAUGAUCAAGCAGAUUGUAGAUAACGGAUAUGCCUACAGAGUUGAAGGUGAUGUUUUCUUCUCGGUGGAAAACUUUCCAGAGUAUGGCCAAUUAUCUGGUCGGAAAUUAGAAGAUAAUCGAGCUGGGGAGCGUGUUGCUGUUGACUCAAGGAAGAGAAAUCCAGCUGAUUUUGCAUUAUGGAAGUCCGCAAAAGAAGGGGAGCCUUUUUGGGAGAGUCCAUGGGGGCCUGGAAGACCUGGAUGGCAUAUUGAGUGCAGUGCCAUGAGUGCCGCUUAUUUGGGUUACUCUUUUGAUAUACAUGGUGGAGGGAUGGACCUUGUGUUUCCUCACCAUGAAAAUGAAAUUGCUCAAAGUUGUGCUGCAUGUAAACAGAGCAAUGUAAGCUACUGGAUACACAAUGGCUUUGUCACUGUUGACUCUGAGAAAAUGUCCAAAUCGCUAGGAAACUUCUUCACAAUUAGGGAGGUUAUGGAUCUUUAUCAUCCAUUGGCUUUGAGACUUUUCUUAAUGGGAACCCACUAUCGAUCUCCAAUCAACUACUCUGAUGUGCUACUUGAAAGUGCUUCAGAACGUAUUUUCUACAUUUAUCAGACACUACACGAUUGUGAAAAUGUUCUGAGCCAGCAUGACAAAGGGCUUCAGGAGUCCAUUCCGCCUGAGACUUUGAAUGUCAUCAACAAGUUCCAUAAUGACUUUUCGACUUCCAUGUCUGAUGAUCUCCAUACUCCAGUUGUUUUGGCAGCAUUAUCUGACCCAUUGAAAACCAUCAAUGAUCUACUACAUACUCGUAAGGGGAAGAAGCAGGCAAUGCGGAUAGAAUCGGUGGCUGCUUUAGAAAAGAUAAUUAGGAAUGUUCUAAGUGUGCUGGGGCUGAUGCCAACAAGUUACUCUGAGGCACUGCAGCAGCUGAGAGAAAUGGCACUAAAGCGGGCGAAGCUAACCGAAGACAAAAUUUUGCAGAAAAUAGAGGAAAGAAGCGAGGCAAGAAAGAACAAAGACUACGAAAAAUCAGAUGCAAUUAGAAAAGAUUUAGCUGUUGUUGGAAUUGCUCUUAUGGAUUCUCCAGACGGUACAAGUUGGAGGCCUGCCAUUCCACUACCAUUGCAGGAGCAGCAAGUGGCUGCAACGUAAAAAGAAAAACAAAAUCACAUUUGGUGCCAAGUUUGUCACAAUUUAUACCGUAUUUAUUUAUUUAUUUUUGUCAGGCAACAUUCCAAGGAGAUGCAUUUUAAUGAAACUGCAAUUUUUUUAA
Molecule: messenger RNA, 1916 nt
Organism: Gossypium raimondii (Peruvian cotton)
Lineage: Eukaryota; Viridiplantae; Streptophyta; Magnoliopsida; Malvales; Malvaceae
Product: cysteine--tRNA ligase, chloroplastic/mitochondrial
Exons: 9
Coding region: 68-1795 (575 amino acids)
Biological process (GO): cysteinyl-tRNA aminoacylation
Cellular component (GO): cytoplasm
Molecular function (GO): ATP binding; cysteine-tRNA ligase activity
Source: RefSeq, a predicted model, not a curated record